This is a messenger RNA of Acanthoscelides obtectus, 703 nucleotides long. The record is from the annotation of a GenBank genome assembly. NCBI's taxonomy places the organism in Eukaryota, Metazoa, Arthropoda, Insecta, Coleoptera, Chrysomelidae.
GAUGUGAUCGUGACAGACCAUUAUCAUCACAUGGACGGAGAACAAGUAUGUAAAUUGUUGCAAGAGAAUAGGUUGACUUUGUCUUUGUUAGCCAGACAACCUCGAAAAAUCAAGAAGCGCUCUUAUAACUAUCUCUCACACACGCUCAGCAUUGCACUUUUCUACAGUAUUCCUGUGGUCCAGUUGGUUGUCACCUAUCAAAGGGAAAAAGGAAUUCCUGUGCAUUUACGGUUUAUUUCAUGCAAUGGGAGUUGCUCUUAUCAUAGAGGGUUUGCUUUCUGCCUGCUAUCACAUAUGCCCCAGUCAGUCGAACUACCAGUUUGAUACUAGUUUUAUGUACGUAAUGACGGUACUGAUAAUGGUUAAACUGUAUCAAAAUCGUCAUCCUGAUAUCAAUGCAACAGCCUAUACUACCUUUACAGUCCUCGGAGCCGUCAUAUUUAUGGCCACAGUUGGUAUCUUGAAUGGGAGCCUUUCAGUAUGGGUUCUAUUUGUGGUGUCUUACAGCGCCCUCUGUGUAGCAGUGUCCCUAAAAAUUUAUUUCCUAAAUCACGUAUUAGAUGGGUUGAAGCAAUGCAAAGGAUGAUACAAAAAGAUGGAUUUUCUUCAGAUGCCUUUAAGCCGGUCCGAAAAGGACUGUGUCUUUAUUCAAGGAAUGUGACUGAUUUUGGUACAUUUUUGCUUGGCCUACUCAUGGCUAACG